UGUACCGUUUGUCAUCACUCGGCGACCAACAACAGGUUAACAACGCCGUUAAGUACUAAUGAGUUGUUGCACAGCCGGUGCAGAUCACGGACGACGAGCGUUAUUGUAUUACCGGCGCUCGGGGCGGACAGCAAAACGUUUCGGAAAACAGAAUUCGGACGGUGCGCAACGUAACGCGUGAAUAUAGCACUGCCUCGAAUGCGCUAGUGAUAAUCGGCCGGUGUGAUUGUGUCCCGCGCCGCCGACGGCCAAUAAUAACAAUAACAACAACAAUACACACCAUAACAGGUACAUUUUACAUUGUAAUACGGACGUAAAUCGACAAUACACUGAUUGAUACUGGAUACUCCUUCGUACGGAACAAUUCGCGCGUCCACACAAAGAGUUCGUCCGCGUUUCAUGACUGUUUUUCUCGACGGACACGCGAAAGGAAAAAAGAAAUUAUGUACAAACGAAAUUGUUUUGUGACGCUGACCGCGAUGUACGUCGCGUCGAUGAUGGUCACCGCUGAGUCGCCGACUGGUGUGUACGUAGAUACUGGCAUCCAGACUGUUAAGCAAGAUAUAAUGUCUAUCGAAGAACGGAACGAGGUCGAACAGGAAAUAUUGACCAUGUUUGGUGUGCCUAAAAAACCGAGGAAGGCUCCGAAGAAUUUAAAUGGUUCAGCUCCUCAGUUUUUGUUUGAUGUCUAUAAAUCUCUACAGGAAGGGUCACGCGACAGAAAAACAAGAAGUGUUUCUGAUGUUGGACUAUAUGAUGAUCGAACUGUACAAGACAGUGAUGUUAUUGUUACGUUAUACUUAUCAAAUCAUUCUCCAAUAAGUAAUGUACGCCAUGAACAUGGAAAACAAAUUUUAUUUGAAUUAAAUGAUGUAGCUUCUAAAGAAACUCAUAUGAUUACUUCAGCUGAAGUUCAUUUAUAUCAAUCUGGUAAUUCAAAUAGUAUCAAAAAGUAUUCAGUAACUUUAUAUCAAGUUUUAAUAACUGAUAGUGGAAAUGGAGGUAAUAUAGUUGGUGGUCCUUCACUUCAGAAACACUACAGACGGAGAAGAAGAAAAGCAAUUGAAAGUAGUUUCAAUUCUAAUCCUUUUCAAAACAUUGGAGAUGGAUUUCAGUCUAGGAGUUGUCAGAUACAAACAUUAUACGUGAGCUUCAGAGAUCUUGAGUGGCAGGAUUGGAUUAUAGCUCCUGAUGGCUAUGGUGCAUUUUAUUGCACUGGUGAAUGUAAUUUUCCGCUCAAUACUCAUAUGAAUGCAACUAACCAUGCUAUUGUUCAAACUCUGGUACAUCUAAUGAGUCCAUUGCAGGUACCUAAACCAUGUUGUGCUCCAACGAAAAUGGCACAACAGGCAGUACUAUUU
Sipha flava (yellow sugarcane aphid) is the source of this 1361-nucleotide messenger RNA. Its product is annotated as protein 60A-like. Gene Ontology annotation, molecular function: growth factor activity; cytokine activity. Gene Ontology annotation, biological process: SMAD protein signal transduction; BMP signaling pathway. Gene Ontology annotation, cellular component: extracellular region. NCBI's taxonomy places the organism in Eukaryota, Metazoa, Arthropoda, Insecta, Hemiptera, Aphididae. The transcript has 6 exons. The record is from RefSeq and is a predicted model, not a curated record. The annotation marks the transcript as partial.